CAUCAGAUAUUGUUUUGGAGAUGUUCCUUGUUUGAAGUCAGAGGUCAACCUUGACUGUUUGGUCCUCUUGUUCCUCCUGCAGCACUCACUGGGCCGUGGUCAGCAUGCCACCUUCGCCCCGCUGACCUCAGCACAGCAUUUCAAUCCUCUGAUAUUUGGGUUAAUCUGAUUAUGAAGAGUUCCUCUGAGACCGCUCUUCAUCAAUGACAACCAACAUGGACACGCUUUUCUACCAUGAUGACUCCCCUGCCAAAGCCACCUUCAGCCAGAUGGGUGAAUAUGAGCGUUACCAAGAAAACAAGCUGCUGAUGAAUAAGAAGGCUGUCUCAGCAAGUCAUCACUUCAGUGGUGGCGGCGUGGUUGUGGGAAGGGAUGGAAUCCCUAACAACUUUGGGUUCUCCACAGGUUCCAGCAAUUCUUCAGCGUCAUCCUCAGCAGACAUGAACCUGCUGAAGCUGGGGCCUCCUGACAUGGAGCACCUCAUCAUCCAGUCCAAUCAGGGACUGGUACCCACAAGUACAGCCUCCAACACCACAAAUCCGUUCAUCUACCGCAACCAGGCCACCAACGAGCAAGAGGGCUUUGCCGACGGCUUUGUCAAAGCACUAGCUGAUCUUCAUAAGCAGAACCAGUUGGUGGCAGCAGGCCCCAUGUCUGCUUCCUCCUCCAGCACAGCCUAUCCCCAGGCAUCUUACCAGAGGAACCUGAUGUCAGCUGGUGAGGUUCCUGUCUACACAAACCUCAGCAGCUAUAACCCCACACAGAUGGCAUACUCUGGCGGACAGAUGGCAUACGGCAGCAGCUCUGGUCCAAGUAGUGGAGUUCCCCAGUCUCAGGGCCGAAGCCUGGACGCUCCUCAGACUGUCCCUGAGGUACCUCACCCAGCAGGUGACCCCACAAGCUCCCCACUCUCCCUCUCUCCAGUUGACCUGGAGACACAAGAGCGCAUCAAAGCUGAGCGCAAGAAGCUUCGCAACCGCAUUGCUGCAUCCAAAUGUCGCAGGAGGAAGCUGGAGAGGAUCUCACGGCUGGAGGAGAAGGUUAAGAUCCUGAAGAACCAGAACUCAGACCUUGCCUCCACUGCCUCCAUGUUACGCGAACAGGUCACUCAGCUCAAACAGAAGGUUAUGAGUCAUGUGACCAACGGCUGCCAAAUCACAGUCAAUUCAACUGUGGCCAAAUCUGCAGGAAGUGGAGGCACCAGGAGGGAGGUGUCCAGCUGCUGAGGAGGCAAGAAAAUCAGGCAAUUACAACAUGAGGAAAAGCUGAGACGGAAGCUUUUACAAACAUCUUAUGAUGUCAGUUUAGUGGGAUUUAAUCUGAUACUGUCAACAAACCAGUUACGAGGGGGCGGAGUUUAGCACAAUGAAGAUGGGGGGGGGGGUCAUCUUUGAAGCCGGUAGAAGUUUUUGAAUUUCGAAGCUUUAAAGGCAAGAUGUAUUUCUGUUUGAGUUUCUGUGUUUUCAGAUGACUUCAGUCUUUGUUCUGAGGAUCUGAUUCCUCAUUUUUACCUAAUGUUAGUCGUCUGGACUGGUUUGGGUUCAAAGUUUGAGUCUGAGCUCAUUAUACUUUGAUUUGUGUAACGGCAUUGCAGACAGGAAGUAGGACGCUGUGGACACUCGGCUCAGAUUGAGACACCCUUAAACAUGUAUGUUUACCGGUUUGUGAGAGUUCAAAGAUCAUUAAUAUGUUGCGACUCAAGCUAUGAUCUGGUUUUGGAUCUCUGUUGGUGUUUUCCGGUCUUAAGAUAUCAUGGUGGAAAUGACUAAUCUCUUAAAUCGAUCUGGAUCACUGUUUGGAUUCGUUUGUAGCUUGAUAAUUUACCUGCGCCUGUUUUCAGGAUGAUUUAAAUUUUGUUGCAGGAAUCUUGGUGAGUCGGUUGGAUCAGUUCUGCAGUUGAAUCCUUACGUUUUGGGUUGAAUGUGGCUUAAGAAGAAGUUGGAGCAUUUCAAAAUAUUUUGUGGAUGUGAGAGAUGUAAAAAUGUUCAGUUUAAAUAAUUUGAAGCACUGACAUUCCAGAGCAGCUGCAUGUUUGAUUCUCAGAGUUUAAGGAAUUACUAUAAUCUGAUUAGAAUCUGUCAAAACAGAUGAAGCAGAUUAAACAUUUUGUCAGAACUUUUAUCUUUUUGCAGUGACACUUGGAUCACAUGCAUGUUUUUAUUCUGCAGGACUGAAGAACAGUUU
This is a messenger RNA of Thalassophryne amazonica, 2184 nucleotides long. RefSeq names its product JunE proto-oncogene, AP-1 transcription factor subunit (gene june). Bases 204 to 1226 code for a protein of 340 amino acids. The transcript has a single exon. The record is from RefSeq and is a predicted model, not a curated record. Gene Ontology annotation, cellular component: transcription regulator complex. Gene Ontology annotation, biological process: regulation of cell cycle; regulation of transcription by RNA polymerase II; regulation of cell population proliferation. Lineage: Eukaryota; Metazoa; Chordata; Actinopteri; Batrachoidiformes; Batrachoididae. Gene Ontology annotation, molecular function: transcription factor binding; RNA polymerase II cis-regulatory region sequence-specific DNA binding; DNA-binding transcription factor activity, RNA polymerase II-specific.